Syngnathoides biaculeatus (alligator pipefish) is the source of this 1632-nucleotide messenger RNA. RefSeq lists its product as uncharacterized. Bases 1 to 633 code for a protein of 210 amino acids. Lineage: Eukaryota; Metazoa; Chordata; Actinopteri; Syngnathiformes; Syngnathidae. The record is from RefSeq and is a predicted model, not a curated record. The transcript has 3 exons.
AUGCUACAUUUUGGGGGCUCUUCCAGGAAAUGUGCAGCGUGGGUGUACUUCUUCCCGUUAAAGAAGUCAUUGGCUGUCACGUCUCUUCUAAACUCUACCAUCAUCAGCAGCGUGGCAGACCAGCAACAGUGGUGUCCUGACUAUCAGCGAACACGGAGAGAGCGAGCUAAGUUUUCAAGCGAUGAGCAGUUCGGGAAGUGUCUUUAUUCAGACCAGUGUCGAGAACCCAAUCGGCAGUCCAGGGAAGCAGCAGUAUUGGAAUUGAAAGGCGUAACAGACACUUCCCAAACUGCCUCUGUGCCUCCUGAGUUGUGCAUUUGGCUUCAACCCCGUGUUCCGGUCAUGACAGAACGGUCUGGCCAUAAGAUGGACCCAGCCGACUCAGCUGCACUCCGCCAUACCCUGCAAGUCCAAGGAAGACGUCUCGCCGAACAGGAGACCGCUCUCCAAGCGACUAACCACCGGGUACAGGAAAUAGUUGCUUGGCUGGAUUCCUGGUUCACGUCCCUGUCCAGUGCUACCGGCAGUAGUUUGGAGGCAGCUACCGCCACGAGUUCGAGUCCGUCCGAGCUCACUCCCAUUCAGGUCACUGACACCCAGCGGACCGUGUGUUCGCCACUCUCCCAGCUGUAGCGGUUUUCUGGAGAGUCAGUUAAUAUUUAGUCCUUUCUCACCCAAUGUGAUCUACAUUUUGAGUUAGUCCUCCGCCUUUCCCACCGAUCGCUCCCGGAUAGCGUUCGUGAUUUCCCACCUGACGGGGAGGGCAGAAGCCUGUGCAACUGCAGAGUGGAGCCGCGGUUCCGACACAUGCCGCUCCUCGGCUUCCUUCAAGCAAGCUGUCAGGUUUAAGCAGCCUAGGACAUUUAAAGUACAAUUCUCAAGGAAGGAAGACAAGAGGAACUUCUGGCUCGCGAAGAGAACGUCAAUAGCGGAAUUUCCACCGACACCCUGCAGGCGGGGGCGGGCGUUGUUAACCUGGGCCACAACCGAUCCGGUAUGGAAUUUAACUGCGCGACAGGGCUCCGCCACCCUCAGGGUGUUUUGACGCUCAAACUGCUUGACAUUGGCUAGUAUCGACAAGGCUUGUUCAUAUCACCUUACACGCUGUAAUGUCUCCCUGUCAUUUCUCAUCUUGAAAUCCAGCUCGAAGGACAAAUUUAAUGUCAGGUUUAAGCAGCCUCCGACAUUUAAAGUACAAUUCUCAAGGAAGGGAGACAAGAGGAACUUCUGGCUUGCGAGGAGACUGUGGGAUGUGUCUCUUUCACAAUCUCCAACCCAUUCUAAUCACAUCUCUACCUCUCCACUUUUUUUUAUUCCUUAGCGUGGUCUGCAUCACAACAAAGCAAAUGUGACAAACAAAGCAACCAUGGCAAAAAUAGUCCAUGUGAGUCUUUGCGAUGUCUUCACCAUCUUGAGAUCGUCAGUCUUUAUGUUGUCUUCUGCAUCACUGGCUGGUGUUUCCACAGCACCCAAUGGGCCUCUUGAUUGCAUUACAUUAACCAAAGAAGCAUUUAAAACAACCAAAAGAGCAAAUAUGAGAUCACUUUAUGUCCAAUUAAUCCAAGAUUUCGCACCUGUUUAUCUAAAAUUUUCUUAAAUUCUCACAUCACCCAAAAUAGAUACUUUGCAAGA